Messenger RNA from Nothobranchius furzeri (turquoise killifish), 3781 nucleotides. It is a transcript of the gene pkp3a, whose product is annotated as plakophilin 3a. The record is from RefSeq and is a predicted model, not a curated record. Lineage: Eukaryota; Metazoa; Chordata; Actinopteri; Cyprinodontiformes; Nothobranchiidae. Gene Ontology annotation, biological process: cell-cell junction assembly; cell-cell adhesion. Gene Ontology annotation, cellular component: adherens junction; plasma membrane; cytoplasm. Gene Ontology annotation, molecular function: cadherin binding.
CCUAUCUGUCUGUCUGCCACGACUCACAGCAGCCAGUGUGUCCGAGCUGCAGUCUCUAAUCAGAAGGCAGUUUGUUUGGGACUCUGAACUCUCCGCCAUGAGUGCCCUGGUCUCAGAGAGCGUGUUCUUCUCCACCUUGCAGCCCAACACCUCGGUCACCACCUACGGCCUCCCGUCGGACAGCCAGCUGGAGAACGGCGGCGCGGCGGACAAGCAGCAGCGCGUGCAGCAGCAGAUCCAGAUGAGGCUCGCUGAGAAGUCCACACUUCCGCGUCAGAAUGGGUCCAGCACGCACUACGCCAUGUCAGACUACGGCGGGUCAUCCACAACCAAAUACAACACCUACAACCCAAAUUUCAGCUCUAAAUCUUCCUAUAUGUACACCUCCAGUUCCAAAGCGAUGGGCCCACGUGCAACGGUCAAGAGAGAUUUCAGCAGCCGCUCCGCUGCUCCAGACAUCUCCCAGUUUCAGCGGAUGAGCAUGGGGGUAGGAGGAGGAGGAGGAGGAGGAUAUUACCAAGAAGGAAUACAAAUGGGCGGCUAUCAAGGGGUUGUGAGACAGCCAAGCAGAAUGGACCACGAUGCCAUAUCCAUGCAUUCAGUUAAAAACUUGUCCUCUGUAAAUCCUUGGAUGAUGGAUGGCAGCGAUGCUGGCAGCCUGAUCUCCGAGCGGGACGCCACUUACGCCCGACAUACUCAGAGCGCAGCAAAUGGCUUCAGCAGCCAAAUGAGUCAAGUUAGGCAAGGAGGGGGCGCCAUCAGCCAACAGUCCAUACGCACAACUCUACCCCGUGGUGCUGGAAUGAUGGGUGGGGGGGCUGAAAAUUUUCAACAGCAGCUAUCCUUCAAAGGCCCAGCCCACCGCACCAUCAGCAGGAUCACAAACAGAAACCGGACGAGCGUGGGCUCCAUGUCCGGGAAUCUGAUGACCUCAAGUGCUAGCAACAUGGGCGGAGGAGACCGAGUGGAUCGAGGGUUUAUGUCUGGUUCCCAGAGCAACCUCGCAAUGCAGCGUCAAGGGAAUCUGUCCCGCAGCAUGUCAAUCAGAAGCAUGCAGAGUGUUGGUAGGGGUGCAGACAUUUUCGGGGAUUUUGACCCGGAUGAGGAGAUGCUUCAGGGCUUCAGUGGCAUUGACAUUUUUAAAGCCGUGGAGUACCUCUCCGACCCUGAUCCCAGUUUUCAGUCCCUGGGUGCAGCAUUCAUUCAACAUGAGUGUUACAAUACCAAAGAGUCAAAAGAUGAGGUUCGUGAGCAUGGCGGCAUCCCUGAGCUGGUGAAGUUGUUCAGCAGUGACAAUCAAGAAGUGAGACGUUUUGCCACCGGCGCUGCCCGCAACCUCAUUUAUGAGAAUGCUGAGAACAAGGCACAUCUAAUCGGCAACGGUGGAAUCGCAGAGCUGGUCAAAGCGCUCAAAAUCAAAGAUGAUAAUGAACUUGCAAAGAACAUCACAGGAAUACUGUGGAAUCUUUCAGCCAAAGAGGAGUUUAAGAAAAAACUGGCAGAAGAAACACUGGAUGACCUUACUAAUUCCAUCCUCGUUCCACUGACUACCUUUGAUGAAGACAAAAUGGAUGUUAAUCCGUUUCAAGAGACUCCUUCUAAUUCAGAAAUAUUCCUCAACAGUACAGGAUGCCUCAGGAAUCUGAGCUCUGGGAAAGAUUCAGUCCGUAAAAAAAUGCGUGAAACCAGAAAUCUGGUGGAUUCUUUGGUGAGAUACACGAAGUUCGCCCUUUUAAAAAACCUCAUAGAAGAAAAGGGGAUGGAGAACACAAUGUGCAUCUUGAGGAACCUCUCCUACCAGCUGUAUUCCGACCUCCCUCCAUCUCUUGAUGCACGCCUGAAUGGAAACACCCGAGAUCAGGGCAAGCAGACGCAGACGUCGACUGUCGGCUGUUUCACUCCUCGGAGCAAAAAGGCACAAAAAAAGAGUGACACUCGACUGGUGGAAAUUAUAAAGGAACCGAAGGAUGUGGAGUGGCUGUGCAACACUAAGAUUUUGUCUUUGUACCUGGAAGUUUUGAGGGAAUGUGAAAUCAACUCCACAGUACGUGAGGCAACCCUGGGAGCUUUACAGAACAUCACAUCUGGAGAUUCAAAGUGGGCCUCUGUGCUGUCCAGCUGGUUGGUGAAGAAGGAGCAGAAAUCUAUGUAUACCCUGCUCGAUCUCACGCGAGGCGAAAGGGAUUCUGAGCUGCGACCGCUUACAGGCUUGUUUAAUAAUCUGAGCCGCAAAGACUACGAUAAUUUUGACAAGGCUGCGAUUAAGACUCUAUUAAAUAAGCUACCAGAAGAUGCAACGAAACGUAAAGGGAACUCCAGUGAAGUGGCGGUUAACAUCUUGGCUACUCUCAAUAACGUGGUGGUUGGCAACAUUGAUGGUGCCAGAAACGUCCUCGCUGCUUCUGGAUUAGAAAAACUGAUGACACUGAAGAAGGAGCACGGCAGCAGCGCCGACGGGAUCAAAAUAGCCAGAGCAGCAGCCACAGUCCUCUCCAACAUGUAUGUUUACAAGCAACUGCGCAGCCAACUCUUGAAGUCAUACGAAAAAGAUGACUUUAAAGUCGAUGACCAAAACUAAAGCAAGGUUCUGGUGUUUAUCUGCAAGAAAGUGUGGGGAGAUCUCAAGCACAAAGGUGACCAAUGGGGAAACGAGACUUUUUCAUGCUUGUGCAACACAACGGACAUUGGUGCAGAGCUUUGCACUCUUAUACCAACAUGUGCAUCUAUAUCAUGUACUCUAAAUACUGUUUGUACAGCGUCAUGUCAGGGAUUUAAUAGUCCGAAAACCAUACAUUCAAAUAAACCAUUUAAAGAGCAAGUCAACCCCUACCAGAGUCUAACUCCACUCCCACUUCAUGUUUGAAAAAUGCAACAAAUGCUGUUGCCUGGCAGACCGAGAGGGCGGAUCUGCUAACAAAUACGCACACAGGCUCACGACAGCAUUGUGACAUCAUAAUGUACCAGUUUACAUCAUAGCAUACCUCUUAGCCAAUAGCGGUGGCAGAUUUAAAUGAAAAUACAGUGCAGUUUUUGCCUGACAACGGCGCAACACUGCCAGUUUUAGGCAGAAUAUUUAAAUUUUAACUAAGAUGCACUGAAGUGCCAAAUUAUUGACGACACGUGUCUGCAGCACGAUUAAACACUCGUUUAUUUAGUUUAUCAGCAAAAACAAGUUUAUUUGGGGGUGACUUGCUCUUUAAAAAAGUCUACUUUAUAGGCACACGUACCUUCUUGCUGGUGUACAUGUUUAAAUGCCUGAAUACAAAAACAUAAAAAUCCUUGUAAAUAUAGUUUUGCUUUUACAGUUUUGUAUUUGUGAACUUUUUAAAUAGUCAAAAAAUUUUUAUGUUUAAUGUAAACUAAAGAUUAAUAGUAGUGUGGCUGUAAAUACAUUUUCUUUAAGGGGAUAAGUACUUUCUGUUUGACUUUGCCAAUUUCUUGCAUGCUUCAUAAAGCAUAAAACCUUUUAUAUUAAGUGUAAUCAGCUGGUGAAAGUGUAUCAGAAAUAAAAAUGGAAAGUGUUUUGUUUUAAGCAGAUUUAUUUCUUAGGCCUAUAAAUGACUAUGUUUGAGCACCUUUCAUGAUUAUCUCAGUACAGACAUUAUUUGCAUUGUGUAAAAACACAUAUUUCAAAAAUGACACGUUAAAUGUUGGAAUUGUUUGCUAUUGCUCAGUUGCUUUAAUUGUGAUCAUGUUGGGGUUUUUAACAGUUGCUUUUCAUGUUUCAUCCACAUAAAUUUGUCACCCAAUUUAAAAGCUAAUAAAGGACACCCGCAAAGUU